GGGGAGAACGGGGGAUGCCAAAGAUGACUUUCAGGCUCCGGAAACCUACACCUCUGAGCCUCCGCUGCUGUUUUUGAGUUGCAAAUUGUCAGGGAAGGGUGGGCUGCAGGCAGCCUGUGUUGUUGACUGGAAGACGAUUUCCAUCUUUCAGACACUAGUUAGAAUGGGCCGUGCGUGCUGGAAGGGGGUGGAAGUCGAGGGGAGGAGAUGCUGCGAGCGGAGUUCUUGAAGCUCCACUCCUCUGGGGAAGCCGAGCUGCGAGGCAGCCUUCUUUACCGAGCCGAGAGCGUGUGAAUCGGAAGGGAUCCUGAGAGCUGGCUGGUCCCAGGUCCUCUCCGGAAAAGCGGUUGCUCUCGCUUCGGGGAUGCGAUGCGCCCAGCCCUCGCCUGCAUCACACUGCAAUCUUUAAUAUAUUAUUGAGACUGCCAACUCACACCCACAGUGGCUACAUGUUGACAGAUUGCAUAUUUUGAAAGCUUGAGAUAUUUUAUAAUGAAACAUGCCAUGUGGAAACUUUGAAGCCUAGAAUCCUGCCAAACACCUGAGUAAAGAAUUCUCACCUGUAAUGUAAGAGACUUCUCACUACCACCAUGACAAACCAGGAGAAGUGGGCACACCUUAGCCCCUCAGAAUUUUCCCAACUUCAGAAAUAUGCUGAAUAUUCUACAAAGAAAUUAAAGGAUGUUCUGGAAGAAUUCCAUGGUAACGGUGUGCUUGCAAAAUAUAAUCCUGAAGGGAAACAAGACAUUCUUAACCAAACAAUAGAUUUUGAAGGUUUUAAGCUAUUUAUGAAGACAUUCCUGGAAGCAGAGCUUCCCGAUGAUUUCACAGCACACCUUUUCAUGUCAUUUAGCAACAAAUGUCCUCAUUCUAGUCCAGUGGGAAAAAGUAAGCCUGCUCUCCUGUCAGGAGGUCUGAGAAUGAAUAAAGGUGCCAUCACCCCUCCCCGUACUUCUCCUGCGAAUACGUGUUCCCCAGAAGUAAUCCAUCUGAAGGACAUUGUCUGUUAUCUGUCUCUCCUUGAACGAGGAAGACCCGAGGAUAAACUCGAGUUUAUGUUUCGCCUCUAUGACACAGAUGGGAAUGGCUUCCUGGACAGCUCGGAGCUAGAAAAUAUCAUCGGUCAGAUGAUGCAUGUUGCAGAAUAUCUUGAAUGGGAUGUCACUGAACUCAAUCCAAUCCUCCAUGAAAUGAUGGAAGAAAUUGACUAUGAUCAUGAUGGGACAGUCUCUCUGGAGGAAUGGAUCCAAGGAGGAAUGACAACAAUUCCACUUCUCGUUCUUCUGGGCUUGGAAAAUAACGUGAAGGAUGAUGGACAGCAUGUGUGGCGACUCAAGCACUUUAAUAAACCUGCCUACUGCAAUCUUUGCCUGAACAUGCUGAUCGGUGUGGGGAAGCAGGGCCUCUGCUGUUCCUUUUGCAAGUACACAGUCCAUGAGCGCUGUGUGGCUAGAGCGCCUCCUUCUUGCAUCAAGACUUACGUGAAGUCCAAGAAGAACACUGAUGUCAUGCAUCAUUACUGGGUUGAAGGUAACUGCCCAACCAAGUGUGAUAAGUGCCACAAAACGGUCAAAUGUUACCAGGGCCUGACAGGACUGCAUUGUGUUUGGUGUCAGAUCACACUGCAUAAUAAAUGUGCUUCUCAUCUCAAACCUGAAUGUGACUGCGGACCUUUGAAGGACCAUAUUUUACCACCCACAACAAUCUGUCCAGUAGUCCUGAAUCUGCCCACUUCAGGAGUUUCAGUCCCUGAGGAAAGACAAGCAACGGUGAAGAAGGAAAAAGGCGGUUCCCAGCAAUCAAACAAAGUGACAGAUAAGAACAAAAUGCAAAGAGCCAACUCUGUGACGGUGGAUGGGCAAGGCCUACAGAUUACCCCUGUUCCUGGUACUCACCCGCUUUUAGUUUUUGUGAACCCCAAAAGUGGUGGAAAGCAAGGAGAACGAAUUUAUAGAAAAUUCCAAUAUCUACUAAAUCCUCGUCAGGUUUACAGCCUUUCUGGAAAUGGACCAAUGCCAGGGUUAAACUUUUUCCGUGAUGUUCCUGAUUUCAGAGUGUUAGCCUGUGGUGGAGAUGGAACCGUGGGGUGGAUUUUGGACUGCAUAGAAAAGGCUAAUGUUGUCAAGCAUCCUCCAGUUGCCAUUCUGCCUCUUGGGACCGGCAAUGAUCUAGCAAGAUGCCUGCGAUGGGGAGGAGGUUAUGAAGGUGAGAAUCUGAUGAAAAUCCUAAAAGACAUUGAAAACAGCACAGAAAUCAUGCUGGACAGGUGGAAGUUUGAAGUCAUACCUAAUGACAAAGAUGAGAAGGGAGACCCAGUGCCUUACAGUAUCAUCAAUAAUUACUUUUCCAUUGGCGUGGAUGCUUCCAUUGCACACAGAUUCCACAUCAUGAGAGAAAAACACCCAGAAAAAUUCAACAGUAGAAUGAAGAACAAAUUUUGGUAUUUUGAGUUUGGCACAUCUGAAACUUUCUCAGCCACCUGCAAGAAGCUGCAUGAGUCUGUAGAAAUAGAAUGUGAUGGAGUACAAAUAGAUUUAAUAAACAUCUCCCUGGAAGGAAUUGCUAUUUUGAAUAUACCAAGCAUGCAUGGUGGAUCCAAUCUUUGGGGAGAGUCUAAGAAAAGACGAAGCCAUCGCCGCAUAGAGAAAAAAGGGUCUGACAAAAGGACUACACUCACAGAUGCGAAAGAAUUGAAGUUUGCAAGUCAGGAUCUGAGUGAUCAGCUGCUGGAGGUGGUUGGCUUAGAAGGAGCCAUGGAGAUGGGACAAAUCUAUACCGGACUGAAGAGUGCUGGGCGGCGGCUGGCACAGUGCUCCUCUGUGGUCAUCAGGACUAGCAAGUCUCUGCCAAUGCAGAUUGAUGGGGAACCGUGGAUGCAGACCCCGUGCACAAUAAAAAUUACACACAAGAACCAAGCCCCAAUGCUGAUGGGUCCUCCUCCAAAAACUGGGUUGUUCUGCUCCCUCGUCAAAAGAACAAGAAACCGAAGCAAGGAGUAAACCUGUCUCAUUUUAUUCUUCGAGAUCUAAUUAGCAUAAUUGGGCCGUGGAACUUAUGCUGGAAAUCUUUGAACCAUUUCAGUUCUCUUGCUCAUGCAAAAUCAUUGAAUUGGUUUAACAGUUUUUGUUACUGAGCUAAUGUAAAAUUCAGCUAUUAGAAAAUUUGUCUCCGUUUUUAUAGGCAUCUUUGCAUGAAGAAGGCAGAAGUUUACAUGAAGUGGUACUGCAUAUUUUUGUUGCAUGCAUUCCCAUAGAUUUUUAUGUCCCUCACUCAUUCCUCCCCCUGUUUCCAUUUACUAACCUGUGAGAGAAAUCUGUAAACCCUAAAGGAAAUACCAUGGAAAAAGUGAUUCUCUGUGUGAUUCCAAUUAUUGAUAAGCGCUAAUCAGUAAUGCUACGAUAAUCACAACUGCAGAUUGCAAUACUUUUGCCUUUAAGAAUCAGUGUCUCAAUGACCUUUGAACUAUGACUUGAGAAGAACCUUCUAAUUGGAACAUUUUAUUAAAUACUUGUCUAUGAUACGUCGCUGUAUCUAAAUAGUUUUUCUUCAACAUCUUGAUGCUUCUGAGUGGAAUUUCAGGUAUACAGUUUUCUUGUGCAAAAAAAAAAAAAAACAGAAAAUCAUUUUUAUUUUGUUUCCUUUUGGUUUUAACUCCAGAAAUUAGUGAAAACAGAAAUAAGUUACUUGGCAGUAAAGUGUGGUAACAUGGCAAGCCUUAUUCCUUUCUGCAUGCGGAUCUAGAAGAAAAUUCAUAACCACACCAGUAACCAAAUAGCUGUUUUAAACUAUGUGCCUAAUAUUACUAUCUCCCACCAAAGAUUCAGAAAAAGAUGCCUGAGAGAAAUGGGUUCAUGUAUAAUUAACUAGCAUUGUGGAAAAAAUUUAUGGUUCUUAUGAUUAAUUUUUUGAUGACUUAAACUCUGAAAAGAGAGUGAAUUACCCAUUAAUUAUAAUUAAAGUUCUCACCUGAUGCAGACAAUAGACCAUACAACAUAAUCAAAGCUCAAUUCAAUGAUUUCUUGCCUUUUUGGUCAUUUAUAAAUAUAGGUAUCCAUAAUUUUUAAUGGAUCAGUUAAGUGCACUUGAGAAAGUAAAUGAUUGUAUCAAUUUUGUUCUAGUAUAAAUGGAUACCUGUGAGGACUAUUAAGCUCACUGAAGCAAACCAUGCACGCAAUUCGUCCUCUCCCAUCGGCAUAGGCCACUCCCAUCUCUGUGGCAUUUCAGAUGUUCAUUUGGAAAUGAUGGCCCAGAUCGUUGUUUACGAUAUUCAUGGUAUGGUUGGAGUCUCUGUUUAAAGAAAUUAUGGAAUAUAUGCUUUUCUUUGUGUUUCAUUAAAUCUAUGAUAUAAAAUGAAAUUCUAUUCUGAGCAGUUGGGGUAUUGUUCACUCAUACCGACCUGCAUCUCAUCAUUGCAUGUUUUAUGUUUUUUAAACAUGCCACAAGGAAAACAAGUGCUUGAAAUGCAUGAUUUAUUAGUUUUUCUCUCCACUCUGCAUUAAAGUACUAAUGAUUUAUCAGUUCUGUUUUUCUAUUGAUUCAUUCAUCUUUGAACAACAAAUAGCAUUUAGUGAUUCUGUUGAACACACUCCUGUGCAUGGAUUUAUGGAUUUCAAGUGAAAUUGCUAUAAUUUUUGUUCUUUGGUUUGAAAACUCAACUGAAUGCUGUUGUAUCAAAUAGCUACUCUCAAGCAAUGUACUAUAAUGGAAGAUUAUGUAUAAAACGUAUUAUUUUAGUGUUCCAGGAACAUUAGAUGGUAAAUAUCAAUCAACAAAAAGUUUAAUUGCUUUGAAAAUAAAAGCUUUUGAAUAAAAUUAAGACAUAAUUUAGCAUUCCCAGGAAAAUUAUCAUUACAAUUGCAAAUGUGGCACAGCAAUCACUUGCCCUAGUAUAAAAAAAAAAAAAAAAAGUUAUUUGGCAGAGCCGUAAUCUGGAGCAAAAGAAAUCUCUAAACAGUAACAAAUGCAUUACUGACAUAAUGUUA
Mustela erminea (ermine) is the source of this 4982-nucleotide messenger RNA. It is a transcript of the gene DGKB, whose product is annotated as diacylglycerol kinase beta. NCBI's taxonomy places the organism in Eukaryota, Metazoa, Chordata, Mammalia, Carnivora, Mustelidae. The transcript is spliced from 26 exons. The coding region runs from base 591 to 2999 and encodes 802 amino acids. The record is from RefSeq and is a predicted model, not a curated record. Gene Ontology annotation, biological process: intracellular signal transduction; diacylglycerol metabolic process; lipid phosphorylation. Gene Ontology annotation, cellular component: plasma membrane. Gene Ontology annotation, molecular function: ATP-dependent diacylglycerol kinase activity; calcium ion binding.